This is a messenger RNA of Cordyceps militaris CM01, 1155 nucleotides long. RefSeq lists its product as uncharacterized. The record is from RefSeq and is a predicted model, not a curated record. The transcript has a single exon. Bases 1 to 1155 code for a protein of 384 amino acids. Lineage: Eukaryota; Fungi; Ascomycota; Sordariomycetes; Hypocreales; Cordycipitaceae.
AUGGCUACCACCAACAGACCUCUUGACGAGAGCACCGCAACUCUCGUCUCCCCAGACGACCACCUCAAUGCCAAGGACCUCCUCAGCACACCUACCAUGGCCUCUACUGGCAUGAGCUCCGGCACCGUCAGCGACGAGGAGCCCUCCACGCCGGAGCCUGCUGCCGACGACUCGCUCCCCGUCUCCGUCCAGUGCGGCUGGCCGCACGGGGGAGAGCCUCCCGCGUCGAACAAGACACUUGCUGCUCCCGGCCCCGAGGGCCAGCCGCCCUGGGGCACCAAGGGUUUCGCUGUCGCGGGUGACGGCAGCUCCGGCUGGCCGAACCUCGACGGUCCCCACGACAAGAGCGUCGUGACGGCCAAGUCUGGAUGGCCGCACAUGGACAGCCCCCACGACAAGAGCGUCGUGACGGCCAAAUCUGGUUGGCCGCACAUGGACGGCCCGCACGGGCAGAACCGUCAGGCUGAGAAGAGCGAGGAGCUCUCCGCGGCUGGCGAUGGCAGCUCCGGAUGGCCGAACCUCGACGGACCCGAAGACAAGAGUGUCUCGGCGGCCGGCGACGGCGACGGCAGCUCUGGCUGGCCGCACAUGGACGGCCCGCACGAGCAGAAGACACACGUUGGAGAGACCGACGAGGAAGGCCAUUUCUCAGCGGCCGGCGAUGGCAGCUCCGGCUGGCCGCACCUCGACGGCCCCCACGACAAGAGCGUCGUAACGGCCAAGUCUGGCUGGCCGCACAUGGACGGCCCGCACGAGCCCAAGGCGCGCAACGAGACAACGCCCGCCGAGGAUGUCGACGCCCCAGUGACAGUCCAGUGCGGCUGGCCCAAACAGCCUGGCCCUGACGACGAGUCCGACCCUGCCAAAAACCUGCCGCGCAACGGCACCGACAACGCAGGCCCGGAGCGUCGCAAGCCCGGCACCGUCGGCCCUGAGGGACAGCCUCCCUGGGGCGUCAAGAGCCUAGCCGGCGGCAACGCAGGCCCAGAAGGCCAGCCCCCAUGGGGCGUCAAGAACUUGGCGGCCGGUAACGCAGGUCCUGAAGGACAGCCUCCAUGGGGUGUCAAGAGCCUGGCCGCCGGCGGCAACGCGGGCCCCGAGGGCCAGCCGCCGUGGGGCACCAAGGGCUUCGAUGCGGACAAGGCCGACGCCUAG